AUGGCAACAAUAACGCAUAUAACUGAACUGAGGGUAGCAGUAAGAAGUCCAACACGACUUUAUGAUUUAGAUACAUCAAAAUUUUCAAUAUCAUCCAUCAAUGAAAAUAUCACUUAUACUGCUGAUCAGCUUGAUGAAAAACGUGAAAAUAGACGAAUCUAUGAUUAUAUGUGUCGACUUCUUGAAGUUCGAAACUGGAUAGCAGAAUGCCUUCAAAUGGAAAAUAUUCCUGGUAUAACUGAUUUGGAAACCGAUUUAUCCAACGGAGUAUUGUUGGCACAGAUUGGGAAUUUUAUAGAUCCAAAUAUAGUUCCAGUAGGAAAAAUUGUUGAUAUAAAUAGAGAGCAUUAUAACAAACUUGGUCUUAUGUAUCGGCAUACUGAUAAUAUUAUGCUUUGGCGACGAGCUGUUGAAUCGAUCAGAUUUCCCGAGGUAUUUAUACCGGAAACGUCAGACAUUUAUGAGGGGCGUAAUGUUCGAACAAUAUUUUGCAUUUAUGCUUUAGCAAUUCAUCUAUUCCGUCUUCGACGAGCUCCGCCGAUUCGUAGCCAAGCCUACAAUGCGGUAUUCUCACCACAAGCUGUAGAAGAGAUGCGAGAACGUCUAAAGGACAGCACGAUACCAACAUUUUCGGAUGUUAGUGGAGAGUUGUCAAAGACUCCUGCCGCUGAAGCAGAGAAAGCAGUAAAUUUACGGUUUAAGGAAUCACUGAGAGAUCCGGAUUUGCUGUUAGCGUUUUUAAAAAGCCCAGAAGUUGCCCUCUUGUACGUGGACGACAGUCUGAUCAUUCCGUAUCAUGAAGCACUUACUAACCUUCAGAGUACACAACGUGAUGGUGCUGAACCUUCUGUAUCUCAAAUUCAGAAUGUUAUCAUCUCGGUGAAUGAGAAACAAGGCUUACAAAAGUUGGAAACGUUGUUACAAAAAUCACCGGAAUUCGAUUUAGCAGAAAUUGUGACAGUUCUUUACAACUUGAGAAUAGAAGAAAUUAUGGAACAUGCCAAAUCGCUGUAUGCUGAAGAGCUUUUUAAGAAACGACAAAGUUUAGGUGCACCAUUGAGAACGGCUGAGAUUGAGGACGUUAUAGAGGCUGUCAACUUCUGUAUUCGUGUAAAAUUCUGUGUGAUGGAUAACGACGCGGAAAGACUUUACGAGCUUCUGAAUAAUUCACACACUAGUUUCGCAGAGAAAUUAAACGAAGAUUUAAAGUCAGAAUAUUUGGCAGUUUUUCGAGAAGCUUACGCUGGUAAAGACAAAAACUUUAUACUUGGAACAGGAGAGAUUGAAAAACUGGUUGAAAACGCAGGAAAUACACUUUGGCUACGUCGUGCAUGUGAAACCAACGAUGAAGUGCUGCUUGAGAAAGCUGUGGGAGACGUUGAUGGCUUUAAAAAAAAUUAUGCUGCAGCUUAUAUGGUUGCUAUGAAGAAGCUGAACAAUUAUGACUUGACAAAGGCAGCUGAAACAAUUCAAAAAAGAAUAAUUAAAAAGGAAAAUUCUCUGGUGGAGGAGGAACAGAAAAAACAGUCGGAAGAAACUGAAGCAGCUAAAAAAAAAGAAGAAGCAGCAGCCAGGAUACAACCUCAUUCGCCCAAUCCAAGUCUUCGUGUUGUUCGCAAAUUUGUUCCCCAUCUUAUACCUUCCAAAGAAGAUGCAGAAAAAGAAGCAGAAAUUAGUGAAAAUAAAUCACGGGUUACAAAGUUGAUGCACGUGAACCAUCGCUUGAAUGAUGCGAUUCGAGAACUGGAUAAUAAAAUUGGUCUGGUUGUCAAAAACCGUCAAAGCUUAGAGGAAUUGAUGGAGCACCGAGAAAAAGUAAUGAAAGCAACUGCUGAUGAAAGCAUUACCAAGAAAACUUCAUUCCGAAAAAGAGAUCAAGAUCAGUGGAACGGUUUUGAGGUGGUUAUUUAUCACUUGCAAACACAGCCAGAAUAUCUGACUAGGCUAAUCAGAAAUUACAAGGAGAAAGAAGAAGUUGUGACCGAUUUAAUCAGACGACCUAUACUGCCAAUAUUUAACUAUGCUGUCGAAGAGAGAGAAGAAUUUCUUUUUAUUUCCCUAGUGCACCAAAUUAUCAGAGAAGAAAUUUCGACUCUUGCUAAACCAAAUGGGUUGGGGAAAAGCUUUGCUGUUACGGUGACAAAGCUUUUAAAGCGCUUAUUGGUUGAGAAAGCUGUGUUCAAUCCAAAUAUAGCAGAGCUGAGAAGAGAAUUGGGCAAAAAGGAAAAUGCCAUUGAUGUUUUCAACCUAGACGCUGAAGAUAUUUUCGAGUCUAAGAUGCAGCAUAAACCAAAAGACGUCAAGGAGGCUGCCGAAAAUGAGGAGGUCAAAAAAAUUCUUGAAAAAAGUAAGGAGUAUUUGUCCCGCUGGGCUAUCAGAUUUGCCGAAGUAGUUUUCGCUGUGGACCUACCGAUUCCGUCAGUUUGCAUCACAUUAGCAAUUGCGGGAUGGAUUUACAAAAGUUGUUAUGAAGAACAAAUAAUAAUUGGUCAACCCGAUGGCACUAAGAGUCCUUUAGCUGAAGAAACUAAGAAGAUGUUGGCUGCAAUUUCUAAAAUCAUAAUAUUCGGAACAGCGAAUGUUGGAUACGGUAAAGACAAAUGGUAUCUGACAUCGUUAAAUACGACGAUCAAACAAGUCAACGGUUAUGCUUUGACGUUUUUUAAAAAGUUGAUAAAGGGAGAAGCUCAAUACCAGCGUGACAAGUACUCGGACAUUUUAAGUAAACAUCAACCAACGUUACAUAUUUCAUUACAACACCUCAACGUACUGCAUCGUAAUCUUAAAGAAAAUAUUGAUACGAUCUUUAUGGCCAGUGAUGCACCGUUGAAGAAUCUUGUAACACAACUGUCUCCACCAUCUGCCGAUCAAGAAUUGUAUGUUACACUGCACUUGCAUCCGUUGUCAGCCAACUUAAAGAGCGCUGAAGAAGAAGCGGAAGAAAGAUUUGAAAAGACCAAAAAAGGCAUCGUGGAAUGUUUAUUAUGUCAUUGCCCUGGUGAAGAUGUUCCAGCUAUGCUUGAGAGUGACGUUACGGUGAAACAGGAAGACGAGUUCAAACGACUACCUCACGCCGAUGCUUCAACAUCAAAUUUGACGCAACAAAAGGAUAGGAUAGCAGCCAAUCUCAAAGUACUGGAAGGUGCAAAACUAGUAACCAAGGAGAAUAAAUAUCAAAGGAUGGUCAACGAAAUUGCGAAGGACAUUAAUAGAGAACAGCGGUAUAGAAAAGAAAGAGAGGAGCAGUUGGCGAGACUUCGAGAUGCUAUAGUUCAGCUAGAAGAACAAAAAGAGGAAUACAACAAAACGAUGGAGGCUUAUAAUGAAUACUUAAAAAAAUGUUUAGAGAAUUUGUGUUUAACAGUAAGAAGACCUUCGAUCAAACCAGAUUCCGUGAGAGCUAGUAAAAUAAUUGCGCAAAGAAAAUCUUUGGAUGCAGUGCAAAAAUGCAAGUUUGCUACAGAAAAGCUGGAUAAAAAGGGCAUCCUACUCUCAAUUGACGGCACCGACAGUUUAAAAGAGUCAGUUCCAUUAAUUUCUUCUCAAAAAUCACAUAUACUGUUUCCGGAAAGUACUGAUUCCACCAACCCACCAAGUUCAGAAAGAAUUAGGAGGUACAACAAGGCAAUCUUUGAGAUAGCCACAACAAAUCGUCCAGGAAUCUUAUCGUUAACAGUUCAUGAUCAAAAACGACCCAACACUGCAUGUGAAAUAAACUUCCAGGAACUAUUAGAGGCAAAAUAUCGCGAAGAAGAAAAAAUCAAGUACGCUGAAAAAUUCAAUUUCGAUGUCAACAACCUAAUAGCCCUAUUGAACACAAAGUUUUACUUGAAGUAAUG
Molecule: messenger RNA, 3839 nt
Organism: Enterobius vermicularis (human pinworm)
Lineage: Eukaryota; Metazoa; Nematoda; Chromadorea; Rhabditida; Oxyuridae
Source: the annotation of a GenBank genome assembly